AUGAUCCAGCUUGCGAUAAAAUACAAAUUUGGACAUCAUAUCAUCGACAUCUUCACGAUAUAUGGGCUGGAAACGCUGGAGCAAACCAUGAAGUGCGGAGUCUGGUCUCUACUUUUCGGCUUCCUAAGUCCAAUGCUCGGACGAAUCAGUUUCUGCUGCACUCUACUCUUCCUGACAAAGACUGAUUCCCGUGUGAAGACUUGGCCGAUAUACUGUAUCAUCCUGUUUCAGCUGAUUGUCAACGUUGUUGGAGUCGUAGUAUUCUUUGCCCAAUGCGGAACGAACUUGGACACAUUCUGGACAUUUGAGAAGCAACUCAAGUACGACGAGUACUGCUGGCACCCAACGUUCGUUUUUCUCUCUCUGACAUGA
This is a messenger RNA of Pseudocercospora fijiensis CIRAD86, 372 nucleotides long. RefSeq lists its product as uncharacterized. The transcript has a single exon. Bases 1 to 372 code for a protein of 123 amino acids. The record is from RefSeq and is a predicted model, not a curated record. NCBI's taxonomy places the organism in Eukaryota, Fungi, Ascomycota, Dothideomycetes, Mycosphaerellales, Mycosphaerellaceae.